Messenger RNA from Rhodamnia argentea, 2445 nucleotides. Its product is annotated as pentatricopeptide repeat-containing protein At3g46790, chloroplastic. The transcript has a single exon. Gene Ontology annotation, molecular function: zinc ion binding; protein binding; RNA binding. Bases 106 to 2091 code for a protein of 661 amino acids. The record is from RefSeq and is a predicted model, not a curated record. Gene Ontology annotation, biological process: RNA modification. NCBI's taxonomy places the organism in Eukaryota, Viridiplantae, Streptophyta, Magnoliopsida, Myrtales, Myrtaceae.
CCUCAGUUCUCCGCUCACCGCCACCGCCACCGCCACCAUCCCAUUGCCUUUCCAAGGCUGGUCACUCCUGCUUGCUCCCCGACCCCUUUCCCUCUCUCUCGUGUGAUGUUUGCGUUUCAGUCUCCCCAAACCGUCCAACAACCCCCUCCUCUUUUCAGCAAACACCUCGAGUGCGCGGCCACUCGCAGCUCCUGCAGGCCGCGUCCCUGCUCUUUUUGUACAUUGAAUCCCGCCAUUUCCACCUCCACGACCACCGCCGACAAGAACCACGUAAUCCAACGCCUGUGCCAAAAGGGCGAACUGAAGCGGGCGCUUCGCGUCCUCUCUCAAGAACCCAACCCCACCCAGCGCACCUACGAGCUCUUGAUCCUGUCUUGCGCCCACCAGGGCGCCCUCGCCGAAGGCCUGGACGUUCACUGCCAUCUUUCCGAGAAUGGCUCCGACCAGGACCCUUUCCUGGCGACCAAGCUCAUCAACAUGUACUCUGAGCUGGACGCCAUCGAGAAUGCCCGGAAGGUGUUUGAUGAAACUCGCAACAGAACUAUAUAUGUUUGGAACGCGCUGUUUAGGGCGCUUACCUUGGCGGGUCAUGGAAACGAGGUCAUUGAUUUGUAUAGAAGGAUGAAACGGGUCGGGAUUCCUUCGGAUAGGUUCACGUAUACCUUUGUGUUGAAAGCAUGCGUAGCUUCGGAAGGCGUCCUCUCGUUUUCGCAAAAGGGAAGGGAGAUUCAUGCCCAUAUUCUACGGCUUGGUUACGAGGGCCAUGUUCAUAUCAUGACUACUCUGGUGGACAUGUAUGCCAGGUUUGGGUGCGUGAAAUGCGCUGGAAUCGUGUUUGGUGAGAUGUCACAGAAGAAUGUUGUUUCUUGGAGUGCUAUGAUUGCUUGUUAUGCUAAGAAUGGGAUGCCUUUUGAAGCUUUGGAACUUUUCAGGGAGAUGAUGCUUAAGACCCAUGAUUUGCUUCCAAAUUCUGUGACAAUGGUCAGCGUGCUGCAAGCUUGUGGUGCGCUUGCUGCAUUGGAGCAGGGUAGGUUGAUUCACGGAUACGUUCUUCGAAGAGGUCUAGACUCAAUCUUGCCGGUCAUUAGUUCUCUGGUGACAAUGUAUGCAAGAUGCGGUAAGCUUGACCGAGCUCAACAAGUUUUUGAUAAGAUGGAUGAGAGGGAUGUAGUUUCCUGGAAUUCAUUGAUCUCAAGUUAUGGGAUUCAUGGGUUUGGAGAGGUGGCAAUUCAGAAUUUCAACGAGAUGAUCAUCAGUGGAAUCUCACCGAGUCCCAUAUCCUUCGUUAGCGUUUUAGGAGCCUGCAGCCAUGCAGGGCUUGUCGAGGAUGGGAAGAUGAUGUUCGACUCGAUGGUAAGGGAGCAUAGGAUUUUCCCUAGCGUGGAGCACUAUGCUUGCAUGGUGGAUCUUCUUGGCCGGGCAAAUAGGCUAGACGAAGCAGCCACAAUCAUAGAAGAGAUGCGGAUUGAACCAGGACCUAAAGUUUGGGGAUCGCUCCUUGGAUCGUGCAGGAUUCAUUGCAAUGUUGAGCUUGCAGAAAGAGCAAGCGCAAGGCUUUUUGAGCUCGAACCCACAAAUGCUGGGAAUUAUGUUCUCCUAGCCGAUAUCUAUGCGGAGGCCAAGAUGUGGCAUGAGGUGAGAAGGGUGAAGAAACUUCUAGAAGCUCGGAGACUGCAAAAGGUCCCCGGUCGUAGUUGGAUUGAAGUCAAAAGGAAGAUAUAUACCUUUGCUUCAGUGGAUGAAUUGAAUCCACAGAUUGAGCAGCUUCAUGCCUUGUUGCUUAAGUUGUCAAUGGAGCUGAAGGAAGAGGGCUACGUGCCGCAGACCGGAAUUGUGCAUUACGAUCUUGAUUCGGAGGAGAAGGAACGCAUUUUGUUGGGGCACAGUGAAAAACUAGCCGUGACCUUUGGACUCAUCAACAGCACUAAGGGGGAAACGAUACGGAUUACCAAGAACUUAAGGUUAUGUGAAGACUGUCACUCUCUGACGAAGUUCAUUUCCAAGUAUACAAAGAGAGAGAUCCUCGUCCGGGAUGUGAACCGUUUUCACUAUUUCAAAGAUGGGGUGUGCUCCUGCAGGGAUUAUUGGUAGCUUGCCGGCGCAAUUCAUCUAAUGGACUGUCUUUAACAAGAGGCAAAAGUUCAGUUUAGGACCCCAGAACGCCGCUGAAACUCAAUCAUGUUCGAGCUAUAAAUGAAGGACGGCAUCUGGAACUUGCAUUUGAUCACCAAAUUCAAUCUGUCCCUCCCAUCAUGAUUUACAUACAGAGGGUUGUCUGAGAACAAGGAUAGAGCGACCUGAUGUACUGUUUGAAACACAAAUUUUACUUGUAUAGCAUUUCUGUACUCAUAAGAUCACAAUGGCAUUCGAAUCCUUCGUUUGUAUCUUUUACCUCUCUAGAUUUACGGUGACGGUGAUUGACGAAUGAAUGGAAGUUGAAUGAGG